Messenger RNA from Ruditapes philippinarum (Manila clam), 823 nucleotides. RefSeq names its product protein deadpan-like. Gene Ontology annotation, cellular component: nucleus. Bases 16 to 774 code for a protein of 252 amino acids. Gene Ontology annotation, molecular function: DNA-binding transcription factor activity, RNA polymerase II-specific; protein dimerization activity; RNA polymerase II cis-regulatory region sequence-specific DNA binding. NCBI's taxonomy places the organism in Eukaryota, Metazoa, Mollusca, Bivalvia, Venerida, Veneridae. Gene Ontology annotation, biological process: regulation of neurogenesis; regulation of transcription by RNA polymerase II; anterior/posterior pattern specification. The transcript has 2 exons. The record is from RefSeq and is a predicted model, not a curated record.
CAGAUCAGGAAACCAAUGGUUGAGAAGAAAAGGAGAGAAAGGAUGAAUAAAAGUAUAUCCCUUCUGAAGUCGCUAAUCGCACAGACUAUUCAACAAAACACUGCUCCAAUGACAAGAGUUGACAAAGCAGACAUUCUAGAGUUAACUGUGUAUCACCUCACGCAAUUACAACAUCAACAACAAUCUGUUACCAUGGCAACAGAAGCUGCUGCCUACAACGCAGGCUACAAGGCAUGUGCACGAGAAGCUGUGACGUAUUUAGCAAAGAAUAAAAUCACAAGUGAUACAGUGACUGGUUCCCUUAGCAACCAUUUACACAAGUCAUUCCUCGCGAGUAGCAGCCGACAGGGGCAAACAGGUUUAUUUCACAGAAAUCUUCAGAGUUAUAAUCCAGCUACACAAGCCAGUCGUCUUUCAACUCCUCUCAGACCAUGUGACCCCUUUAACACGUCUUUACCUGAAAUCAAUUUAUCAGGAUAUUCACCAAUUUUAAACGGAACUCAGGCUCUACCGGAACUCACGUCAUCAUUUGUGCACGCGAGCCUCGAUUCCAGUUCUUCUUCAGGCUAUUCAAGUACUAGUUCAAACGAAACUACCUCUUCAUCUACAAUGGGUUCUUAUAGUUCAUUGUCUGAUGACUGUGCAGUAGAUGAUUCUUGUACGGAAAAUGACGAAAAACACAUUCCUAGUCAAACAGAUGUUGUAACUAUUGGAAACGGCAAAGAAAAUGAAAUUGGUCACGUUAUACAAGAAGUUCUAUGGAGGCCAUUUUAGACACAAGAGAGAAUGAGAGAGAAUGGACAAAAUGUGCUAUGUUGAUAAA